AUGGCGGCCGAGGCUCCCCGCAACUUCGUCCCGCUUACCUGCCACGGCCAUUCUCGACCGGUGCCGCACAUCAGCUUCUCCAACCUCGAAAAGGAUGGCCAAUAUUUCAUGGUUUCGGCCUGCAAAGAUGGCAACGCCAUGCUCCGUGACGGCGUCAACGGAGACUGGAUAGGAACCUUUCUGGGCCACAAGGGAGCUGUCUGGCAGGCGAGGCUGAGCCCCAACCAUGCCUUUGCAGCGACCGCCUCGGCCGACUUUACCGCCAAGGUUUGGGAUUCUCACACGGGCGAGCAGCUCGCAUCGCUCCAGCAUGAUCACAUCGUCCGGGCCGUCGCCUACCCGCCCGACAACUCGGAGCUCGUCGCCACCGGUGGCAUGGAAAAGAAGCUCCGCAUCUUUGACCUCUCCGAACUGGCCUCUUCGUUCAACGGCGAGGCCAUCACCAUCCCGGCGGCGUCCGGCUUCGAGAUUGGGGAGAACGUUCACACGAGCUCCAUCAAGUUCAUCUGCUGGACCCAAGACCCCAACGUCGUGGUGACGGCCUCGGACAAGACCCUGCGCUGGCUCGACCUUCCCAGCCGCGCCUGCAUUCACCAAGAGGUCCUCGACGGCGAGAUCAAAUCGUGCGAGAUGGUGUCCCUCGCACCCGGCCUCGCGUCUGCCGAGGACGUCGGCGGCGGCAAACCCGUGCUCGCCGUUGCCGCCGGCAAGACGGCGUGCUUUUGGGGUGGCCACAAGGCCAUGGACGAGCUGAAGCGCAUCACCAUGCCUCGCUCCAUCGCGAGCGUUGGCCUCGACGUCAAGGGGCGCAAGUUGGUCGUGGGCGAGGAGCCGGGCACGUGGGCGAGGGUGAUUCGCUACGACGACGAGGUGGAGAUCGAGACGCUCAAGGGCCACCACGGGCCGAUAUGGUCCAUCGCCUUUUCGCCCGACGGCAAGCUGUACGCGACGGCCUCGGAGGACGGCACGAUAAAGUUGUGGAAGAACUGCGAGGGCCAGUACGGCCUCUGGAAGGGUGGCGCGAACCAGGAGCGCUCGGCCGACAGCUUCAGUCCUCCGAGCAGCCGUGACGACUCUGAGCCGAGCGUCGCCGACACCGGCAGCACGUCUGCGACCGGCUCCGAGGUGGAUUCGAAACGCAGGCAGGCCGGAGACGAGCAUGCCGCCGACACCGCUCGACACGGCCACGAUGCAGCCGUUGCCGGCGUCGCUCCCGGUGCCGGGGAUCAUGGGCCUCAGAGUGGUGCUUGGCACAGGAACUUGGCUUGGCUCUGGACGGCGCAUGUUGACGAAGCAUUUUCACAUGUUGCCGAGAUAUCGUCGGGCUAA
Drechmeria coniospora is the source of this 1329-nucleotide messenger RNA. Its product is annotated as WD domain containing protein. The record is from RefSeq and is a predicted model, not a curated record. Gene Ontology annotation, molecular function: protein binding; RNA binding. Gene Ontology annotation, biological process: spliceosomal snRNP assembly. The coding region runs from base 1 to 1329 and encodes 442 amino acids. Gene Ontology annotation, cellular component: SMN complex. NCBI's taxonomy places the organism in Eukaryota, Fungi, Ascomycota, Sordariomycetes, Hypocreales, Ophiocordycipitaceae. The transcript has 6 exons.